Peronospora belbahrii is the source of this 303-nucleotide messenger RNA. The record is from the annotation of a GenBank genome assembly. Lineage: Eukaryota; Oomycota; Peronosporomycetes; Peronosporales; Peronosporaceae.
AUGAUUGAAAGUCAUGUCAAGACGUAUCCUGUGAUGCUUUAUAUGAAAGGUACCCCAUCAUCUCCUCAGUGUGGAUUUAGUAUGCAGGUGGUACGCAUCCUGCACGCGCAGGGUGUGAGUUUUGACAGUGUUAAUGUAUUGGAUCACCCGGAGAUUCGUGAGGGCGUGAAGGAGUACUCACAAUGGCCAACGAUCCCACAGCUUUACGUGAACGGUGAAUUUGUAGGUGGCUGCGACAUUAUCACGGAUAUGAACAAGUCUGGUGAGCUGGCCGAGUUAUUGAUGGACUUUAAGAAGGAUUAG